Centruroides sculpturatus (bark scorpion) is the source of this 3008-nucleotide messenger RNA. RefSeq names its product patched domain-containing protein 3-like. The transcript has 5 exons. The record is from RefSeq and is a predicted model, not a curated record. Gene Ontology annotation, cellular component: membrane. Lineage: Eukaryota; Metazoa; Arthropoda; Arachnida; Scorpiones; Buthidae. Bases 317 to 2854 code for a protein of 845 amino acids.
UAAUUGCAAGUGUCUAUAUAUUUAUGACAUAUGCAACGAUAGGAAGAUUUGGCUCAUUUCUUGUGUUCUCUACAAACAAAGAAACCGAAAAUUCCAUAGGAACUACGGAACUAAAUUAAGUCGCUGACAGUGACGACAGAAGGUCAGAUUAAAUGAAAUUCACUUGCGUGUCGUAUAUACCUCUACCAAUAUAAUAAUUAUUUGUUAUUGGAAAACCAAGUCAAUUUUUUAGAGAAGUAACUUGUAAUUGUUUGCCUAACAGCACUGAAGAGAAAGGUGAACAGGUUAUCAACAUUUCUCAAUUGAAGAUAAUAAAAUGAAUAUCCACUGUAUAAGAGAAAAUCUUUGCUUCGUUUACAAGAAAUUAGGAAAUGUAAUUGGACGGCAUCCAUAUUAUUUUAUAAGUAUACCUUUACUUCUCUCAGCAUCUCUCUCUCCCUUCCUUGCAAGAAUGUCGACUAGCGAAGAUUAUUAUGACGUUAUAGUUGCAGAUAGUGGAAAGAUUUUUAAUACUAAGAUAUUUGUUGAAAGUACUUUUUCGUAUAAUUCAGAAGAAUUUUCUGAUCAGAUUAGAGCACCUGAUGUAAUCAAUUCCCUAUUAGUAUAUAUCACGAGAAAAGGUGGAGGACAUAUGUACGAUAAAAAUGUUCUUUCGGAUGUAAGAUUAAUCGAUGAAAUAGUACAAAACGUAACACUUGAUGGUGAUGAUAAGCAAAUACAUUAUCUUGAUAUUUGCGCAUUAAGUAACAAUAAAUGCUUCCAAAACCCGAUCAUUGAAGUCAUGUCAGAAGUGGGUGUGAAUUCUUUACUUCAGAAGAGAAAGAAGUUGAAAUAUCCCAUUGAUAUAGAUCUAUUGUCUUUCACCUAUAAAAUUUACUUUGCGAAUUUGGGAGGAGUAAUUCUGGAUAAUGAUAAUUUCAUAGAUAAUUUUAAUGCCAUGAUGUUAUAUUAUUCAACAGACAAUAAAAAUGAAGAAAAGAAGAAAUUGUUUGAUGAAUGGUCGUUGGAGGUUUACGAUACGAUACAGAAAUAUGAUUUUACAUAUGUCAACCUCUUUCCAAAUUCGCAGUUAUUUAUUCAGAAAGAAUUCGGGAAUCAAUUAAAUGGAACAAAACCAAAAAUAGGAGGUUUAGUAGCUUUUAUGAUUAUAUUAUCGAUAUUGUUCUGCAUGAGCAACAGUUGGGUUCGAAGUAAACCCGUUCUUGGUGUAGCCAGUGUCAUGUCGGCUGGAUUAGCAAUUAUCUCUUCUUUCGGAUUAAUGUCAGCUUUAGGUAUAAAGAACAUUUCGUGGAAUGCCACCAUUCCAUAUCUAGUGCUUGUGACCGAGAUAGAUGAUGCAUUCGUACUGAUAGGAUGCUGGAGAGUCACAAAUUCCAAGCAGAAAAUCGAAAAACGAAUGGAAGUGACAUAUUGUGAAGCAGGGAUUUCAAUCACGUUAACUUCACUCACCAACUUUAUUUCUUAUUGCAUUGGAAUGAUGAGUCCGUUUCCUUUUAUCAGAAUAUUCUGUUAUUAUACAGCGACUUGCAUCGUAUUUACCUUCCUGUAUCAGAUAACGUUUUUUGGAGGAUGUCUAGCGUUAAGCGGAUACAGAGAAGAAGGCGAUAUUAGUUUCUUGCAAUAUUUUACACGAGAGGAAUUCGUAGAAACUAUUCGAAGGAGUAACAAAGUAGAAGAAAAAGAAGCAUUCAUGGCAUUUUUCGGAGAUGUAUUAGGAAAAAUACUUUCACAUCCAAUAGUGAAAAUAAUUGUUUUGUUUAUCUACGUCAUUAAUUUAAGUAUUGGAAUUUGGGGUGCUCAUUCCAUUACGCAUGGCAUCAAGUUUGAAAAUUUAUUUCCCAAAGGCUCUGUACUUAGAGAAAGCUCUCGUAUUCGAUUCACAUAUUUCAGUGAGUACUCUUAUCCUUUUCACAUAAUCAUUAACAAACCCUUGGAUUACUCAGAUAUAAAAGUUCAAGAAUCCAUAGAAAAUCUUUUAAAAAAAUUCGAGCAACAUCCCCACAUGGCAGAAGAGCAGUACACUGUAUCAUGGUUAAAGUUUUAUAAAGAAUUUCAGAAUAACCCUGUCGCGAAAUUCUCGUUAGGAGGUUAUAACAUGUCGAACAAACAAGAUUUCAUCGAUGGUCUUCGUAAUGUCUUCUUCAAAGUGCACGCAGCCAAGUCACUGUCAAAUGAUGUCGUGUUUAAUAGCAAUGGAACCGACAUCUUAUACAGCAGAUUCUUCGUUAUGGGAAAAGAUUUGAACUCUUCACAAACAGAGAGAGAUACGUUGAAAGAAUUAUGGGAAAUUGCUGAAAAAUCUGAAAUUCCUGUAUUGGUACAUUGCAUAAAAUCGAGUAUAAUUAACCAAGGAAUAAUCAUAGAACAUACAAUUUACCAAUUAUUUUGGAUUACGGCUGUUUUAAUAACUAUAAUCUUUUUCUCAAUGGUACCAAACUUGUUAGUUGCCCUUAUUGUGGCCAUUUCAGUGGUUACUUCAAUUCUAGAAACAUUGGGUUACAUGUCAUUAUGGGGCGUCAAUGUGGAUAUAUUCUCUAUGAUGAACCUUAUUUUGUGUGUUGGAUUCAGUGUGAAUUACCCUUGUCACAUGUCUUAUGCUUAUAUCAUGUCAUCCAGGAAAAGUGCGAAUGAGAAAAUAAGAGAAUCUUUGUAUCGUAUUGGGUUUUCUGUAAUACAAGGUUCUUUGUCUACGGGGCUAGGAAUAUUGAUUUUGUAUUCUGAUGUAUAUUUUCUGUCGACAUUUGUAAAAAUUGUAGUUCUUAUUGCAGUACAAACCGCGUUUCACGCAUUGUUUUUUAUACCUGUCAUACUGUCCACGAUUUCUUCCGUGUUCGAGAAGAGACUAAAUAUUUAAGUAUUCUGCAAUGUUGCAUAUCUUUAUAAACAAUUAAUUGGCAAGUUAUUUAAUGUCUGUCAGAAAAACAUUGUUACACUCUUCUUCAGCCUCUGUUAUCUCACAUCAUACUCCAUAAUUUUGUAUUCUUUUCUUCCCGGUUUCACUCAUUAAA